Messenger RNA from Calypte anna (Anna's hummingbird), 7600 nucleotides. It is a transcript of the gene ACER3, whose product is annotated as alkaline ceramidase 3. Lineage: Eukaryota; Metazoa; Chordata; Aves; Apodiformes; Trochilidae. The transcript has 11 exons. The record is from RefSeq and is a predicted model, not a curated record. Gene Ontology annotation, cellular component: endoplasmic reticulum membrane. Gene Ontology annotation, biological process: ceramide metabolic process; phytosphingosine biosynthetic process. Bases 132 to 935 code for a protein of 267 amino acids.
GCGGGCCCAGCGCGGCUCCCGCCCCCCACUACCGCCGUUCUUCGGGCUCGGCGCCCUUCUCUUUUUCUCCUCCUCCUCCUUCUCCUUCCCUUUUCUCUUUGCACCGCUCUGGCCUGUAAACGAGCGCCGCGAUGGCUCCGGUCAGAGACCGGGAGGGUUACUGGGGCCAACCGACCUCCACCUUGGAGUGGUGUGAGGAGAACUACGCCAUCUCUUACUACAUCGCCGAGUUCUGGAACACUUUGAGUAACCUGAUUUUCAUUCUACCUCCAAUCUAUGGUGCGAUUCAGACCUACAAAGAUGGCCUUGAAAAAAGAUAUUUAGCAGCUUACUUGUGUCUGACAGCUGUGGGAUUGGGAUCUUGGUGCUUCCACAUGACCUUGAAGUAUGAAAUGCAGCUGUUGGACGAACUGCCAAUGAUAUACAGUUGUUGUGUGUUUGUCUACUGCCUGUAUGAAUGUUUCAAGCACAAGAAUACAGUCAAUUAUCCACUGCUUUUCUUGUUAAUAACAUACAGCUUCGUAGUCACCAUAGUUUACUUAAAUUUGAAAGAGCCUGUAUUCCAUCAGAUCAUGUAUGGAACCCUGGUUUCCAUUAUAGUUCUACGUUCUGUUUAUAUAGUAUUAUGGGUAUAUCCAUGGCUAAGAGGUCUAGGCUAUACAUCUUUAACUGUAUUUUUAAUGGGAUUUUUUCUCUGGAAUGUGGACAACAUUUUCUGUGAUAAAUUAAGAGCACUACGAGAGCAGUUGCCUCCUCUUGUGGGAGCUGUGACACAGUUUCAUGCUUGGUGGCAUAUUCUCACAGGUCUGGGUUCUUACCUUCACAUCCUGCUAAGUUUAUACACAAGGACACUUUUCCUGAAACACAGGCCAAAGGUGAAGUUUGUUUUUGGAAUAUGGCCUGUUCUUCUUGUGGAGCCACCCAAGAAACUUUGACCAAGACCUGGGCAGUCACACACCCAUCAUCCAGCCUGGCUGAAUAUAUCAAUUCAACAGUUACAGAAGCUGAAGUGUCAAAAUUAUGGAUCAAUUCAAGUACCAUUGCUCUAAAAAGGACUUUUUUUUUCUGUGUCACUAAGCCAGCCAGCUGGAACAGAACAAAGAGUUGGCUGACUAGGGAAAUAAUGUUUAGUACAGCUUUAUUCUAAGUUGUUAAAACAAAGAUUAAGACACAAUAUUUUUAUGUAUAUAUUGUAUAGCUGAUGAUACAGAGCUAAUAUUUCGUGCUGGUCACAGAAAACUAACCAUUUUUGAAGUGGUUUGCAGAUGUUUUUUCAUUCAGUUGUUCUUUCUGUGGUUUAAACAAAUAUUAGUAACUGAAUGACAAAACCAGGCCAUUGCUGGCCAAGCUGAGCAUUUGUGUGGCCUAUAGUGAACUGAAUGCUUAACCUGAACUACUUUAAUCUUGCACUUUUAUACAAUUAAUGAAGUAUGUAAUGAUUGAUUUCGGCCUUUAUUCUAUCUUGCUUUUCCACAGCCUCCUUUGCAAUUCCUAUGUUAAGCAGAACGGUUGGGAUUCCUGUGCCAUUUGGGUUUUUUUUUUUGUACCAAGCUUCCAUUUUCUCUUUAGUCCAACUGAGGGACAUCGUGGAGAAUGUUCCACGGUGUGGCAGGCAGAAGACACUUUAAAUUAGUGAAGCAUUAUUAGGAUUUUUAGUUGUGUGUGACCAGUGAUCCAUCAGGAGACUUCAGGCUGACUGUAUAAAUACAAGAAACACUUUUUUUUAUUAUUUUUUUAAUAAUUGUUACUUACAUCCCUCCCUUUCCUAAGCCUUGUUUAUUCCCUGUGUCCCAUUCAUGCUCCAGAUUGACAAACACCUUAGAUGUGUGCUAGUUCAGCUUUCAAAUUAUCUCUUUCCCUUAUUUUACAAGUCUUAAAUAUUGGUCUGGCUCUCAGAAGCAUCUUCUGAUUUAGAAAUAGGAAGAAGGAGUAAAGAUCAAGAUUGAAAUUGAGGAUGUCCCAAAAUAUAAUCAGCAGCACUUUGCUUGCUUUUAAUCUGUCCAUCACAUGGUUAUUCUGUGGAAAGUUGACCAUCAUUUUUAAACCAGACUUUGGGAAUUAAUCUAGAGGACAAAUCCUCUGCUUUCUGCAUUUUUGUCUGCCCAGCUGAUGAAAGUGAAUAACUAAGCAUAAAAAAACAUUGAACUAACACAGUUUUUCAGAGUAUACCUCAUGUUGGAGGCUGUGGGUUUGACUCUACAGAUCUUCAGUCUGUCUCUGAGCCUCCUAGCUGCCAUGCUAUGCAAUUUUUAUCUGCUUUUGAUAUUCUGAGGGAUUUAGCCUUCCUGCUAUGAAGGAAAAAAGGGAAAACACUCAGACUGAUUGGAAAUCCCAGCCUAUAUUGAUUUAAAAGAUGCCCACAGCAGCAAGUGGGGGCAAUGUAGCUAUCAAGCAGUCUCCCAGAUCACAAAGCCCCAGCUGGUGAAAGCUUUCUUGCUGCAACUGCUGCAAAAGUUGGGCUGAAAUUUGAUUGUACAAUCAAUGCUGACUAAAAUGGUCUCCUCCCUUUGAUAUCUUUUUUUUUUUCCUGUUUGAAGUUUAGCUGCACCCCCCCUGUCCAUCAGUAGCAUUCCUACUUCUGUACUCCUGAUAAAAUUGUGGCUUUUGGAACGUGACUGACCCUGGACUCUGGGGAUUAAACAGACCCAAGCUCAAGGCUAGAGGAAGAUACUUAACCUUGAGUGAGUUCAGUGAGGUUUAAGCACAUACAGAUAGCAGUGCAUUUCAACCUGUAAACAGCAAACCACUGCAAAGAAUGAAAAUUUUAAACCAGAUUUGUUUUCAGUGGGUUCCAGUUCCAUAGCCAAAGUCAGCAUCCAUGUUGGGAAAUGUGAGUGAUCUUCAGACUGCAAGAUGUUGGAAUAACCAGAGUAAAAGUAGGAAAAUGCUGUCUUGAAUCAAGUGUCUUUUAUUAUCCAGAAGGAUAAAGAGAUUUGAGAAGUGUUUUUAAAAUGUAGCUUAAAAAUAAGUGCCUGCCUAUUCACCCCCAAGCUCUCUCAAGCAUGCUUCUUGUACACUGUAUCUGAUUUUCUUAUUAAUAUGUUUACAAUGGUUUGUAAGUUAGAGACAGAGUCCCAUAGCAGGAGCAGUGCAGCAGCAGGACCUAUCAGCAGUCACUUGUGACACCUGCUAGGUAUGGUAUUACUUAAAAAAAAAAAAAAAAUGAAGAAAAACUUUAUUUUAGUGGCCUUAGUUUUGUUACUGGAGGAUCUGGGAGCUCUCUUUGGUUUCCCUGUGAUUGCUGAAAAGCUGCUUUCUAUUUGAUAAGACAUCUCCACAGUGGUCAAUUUUAAAGAAAUUUAUUGAUUCUUCUACACAUUUGCAGCUCGUGUAUGUUUAGAUUCAGAUCUUGUUGAAUUAAAUUGUCAGGAUUUAAAAAAAUUGGAAAAGCACUUGAUUUAGUUGGAUGCUGCUGUUAGCUUUUCACUCACAUACCAUUUGUCACUGAUGUUUUUACCUUUAAAAAAUCUGUGGAUUGGCUUCUUCCUUCAUUCCAAAUGACCAAAACCAUGCACACCUCUACCACCCUUCCAGCAGCCUUUCUUUCACCUUCUGUUAGACUCUGAAGAAUGUAAUUAAUGUGUGUAUCCUUCCAAGCUUAAUUAAUCCAAACUUAGAGGUGCUUUGGUUUCACUGCCUUACUGAUCUUGUGAGUGAUAUUGAAAAUGGCAAGCCAGGUUUUAACUGCAGGUCACUUGAAAUUCAGACUGCCUAUUCUGGUGCCUGCAGAGACAUAACAUCCUUGUUCCUGUGAUGUGUUAAAUGUCUUUUAAAUUGCUUUUUAUUUAUAUCAUUUGUAUGACAGGCUGAUGUUUUUUCUACAACCCUUAGAACAGCACACCCCAAACUUUUCUUGCACUACAUCUUUAAAGGUGGGUGAUUUUUGAUGCUGUUUUUUGAGUAGGAUUCAGAGCACAUUUACUUUAAAGGGAAUUAGGGAAGUAGGAGGUGUUGUUUCAUAUCAAUCCUUUGUGAUGUGUUGGACAGACUUGGUAGCAAUGAACUCUUUAACACCCAUGAAGAACCAGAAAAUCUGCCACCUUACAACCAUCAUCUUGGCACAAAGCAGCAAGGAGUAGUUCUGCAGACUUGGGAGCUGAAAAAUUCCUCUUUGGAAAUCAAAGUAAAACCAUCAAAUUCCUCUCCCAGUAUGGAUCAACACCAAACCUUAUACCAGGAAUUUUUCUGGAUACAGGUCAAGAAAUACAUCAUUCAGAACUGAAGAGAAGACAGAAGAAACAGAAAUCUGUGCCAUCAGGAUGAAUCUCAUCAGUGUUUUGAAGACAGUGUUGUUAGCUAGCAGUGUUACUCAUCUCUGGACUUCAUUUUAAUGCUUUUUUCUCUCAGCACAAGGAAGAUGUGCUACCCACAAGUAUUUAGAAGACUACCCUGUAGUCAGAAUUGGAAUAUGCAGUCUGUCACCUACCAAUCUACCUCUGUUCAUGUAUUUUACAAUACCUGUGCCCUUAAAUACACUGCUGGGAUGUGCAGACAAUGUUUUUAUCCUCAGACCAUGCAGCCCCUGGGGUGGCACCAGUGUUGGACUGAUCCUUGGUUGAUUGUUUAUUCUCCAUAAACAUCCUGAUUUGUUCAGUGCUGUCACUUACAGGUUGUGCUCAGUCUGCUGUGCAUCUGUGGGCAGAAGUCUGGCUGCUUUAAUAAGAGGUAUGAGUAGGAGGACUUGAAUUCAGGCAGGUAAAGUGAGACCUUUGGGGCAGUUCAGUUACAUUUAGAGCUAAGAUGCAAACAGGAUGACUUUGUUUUAUAUGAUUUUUGAAGAGGUGUGAUGGCAAAUACUGGUUUAUAAUUAGUUUUAAUUCUCUUUCAAUCUGAUCCUGUGCUGUUUUGUUUGACUGGAGGGAAAUACAGUGAUUUGAAAUCCAGGAGAUUCUUAUGGCUGUAGUGCAUUUGCUUCUGACAUUUGGUUUUGAGCAGCUGAAUGAGUUUCUCAGCAAACUCCUCCAUCUGAAACUCUUAGCAACAGAAAAUUCUCCCAGUACCACAAGGGUUUCUCACAGUCCCAACCACCUUGUUGAGUCUGCAUUCAAGAUUUUUGGUAAUACUAUUUUGCAUUUUGAAAAACUGUUUCUCCUUGUGGCUGUAUUUUUGGCAUUUGAUAGCAGGUGGUGAAACCACUCAUUAGAAUGCUUCUCAGUGGAAAACUGCACUCCUGUUUUCUUCAGUAGACCUCAGAAUCCAGGAUCAAACCUUAAUUUUGGCAGAACAAUUUAAAUUAACAUAUUCAGGUGAAAUGGUUCACUUUAAAGAAACCCCACCUGCACUUUAUAAGUAGGCAGUGGGAGAUUUUAACCACAAAAUACUGUUUAAAUGCAGGAGUUCAGUAUGAAGAGGGAUUAAUUCCUUUAUUACCCAGAAGCAAUAGCCAGAAGGAGAUUAAAAAUCUUACAUGGAAAGGAAUAACAAAAGAUUAAGCACAGAAUCCCCUGGUAUUACAUCACCCACCCUCCCCAUAACUUCACUUUAGUAACAAAUUUGGAGGUUUUGCUGUUUUAUACAUUUAACUUCCAGUGCUGAGUCUUCACUCUUUACCAUAGAAAUGCUGUAGACUCUGUUAUAUUGGCUUCAUUGUAGAUUAUUCAGAUGGUUUUUUUUUUUUAAUGAGGGUGGGACUUGACACAGAUUGUUUUGUAGAGGAAUUAAUCCAUUCCCUACCCCUCUGGAAUGUCCUCUGCCAGCUUUGGGAGUCCAGAGUGAAACUGCAGCUUCUUUACCAUAGAAAUGCUGUAGACUCUGUUAUGUUGGCUUCAUUGUAGAUUAUUCAGAUGUUUUUUUUUUUAAUGAGGGUGGGACUUGACACAGAUUGUUUUGUAGAGGAAUUAAUCCAUUUCUUACCCUCUGGAAUGUCCUCUGCCAGCUUUGGGAGUCCAGAGUGAAACUGCAGCUUCUUUACCAUAGAAAUGCUGUAGAUUCUGUUAUAUUGGCUUCAUUGUAGAUUAUUCAGAUGUUAUUUUUUUUAGUGAGGGUGGGACUUGACACAGAUUGUUUUGUAGAGGAAUUAAUCCAUUUCCUACCCCUCUGGAAUGUCCUCUGCCAGCUUUGGAUGUCCAGAGUGUAACUGCAGGGAACAUGCUGUGGAACUAUUAAAGAUUGGGUUUGGGUUUCUUGGUUCAGUUUCCCUCACUUCUGCUUACAGCUCCCAAGUGCCUGAUCUCUCUCACAAGGUUUUUCUGAGAGCUGAGGCUUUUUUUUUCUCCUGGGGUCCAUAAUACAAGAUCUUUGGUAGAUAGGAGGUCAGUUUGUUUGGGUUUUAUUUUUAUUAAAAAUUCUCCUCCAACACUCUUUUUAGUUGCUCCCCAGCAAUGUAGUUAUGCAGCACGUGGCUGCUUCUGCUUGAUUCAGACUUGUGCCUGACUACCCCCUGUCCCUGAUGCAUCUCUUAAGAUUUUUGGAAGCUGGUUGAGGGAUUUAACCCUGCAACUGGUGUUUAUUUUAGUGUCCAUACUUCAACCAUAAGCAGUGGGAGGGCACACCAGUCCAGCAAGCACUUUAUGCAGAGCCCUGUUACUGGAGCUCCCAGCCAGAUGCUCUGAACAGGACUGGGGAUACAAGGGUUCCCAUAUACAAAUUCUGGGGACAGGGUUGAUGCCUGAACCUCUUACUUUACUUCAGAACUCUCUUUUUACUCGUUGAAAGUAUUUAAAUUUAAUUAGCAUAUAAUUGCAGGUACAAGCAGAACCAAGUUCACAAUCCAGCUAAUGCAAGACCCUAAACCAGUGCCUGCAAAUUUUAUUUUUUUUUUUGCACAUAUUUCACACAAGUUGAAUCUGCCUCAUGUUUAGAGCAGAUUGUUGAGCUUUUAACCAUGCAGAGAUAAAGGAUCUUUUCAAUAUUUGUCCACAGGAAUAUCUGUAAGCACAAUCUCAGAUUCAACCCUCUUUCCCCAAAUCUCUGGAGUUUUUCGAUGUGGCUCCAAAGCCAGCACUGAACAGACUGAGCUUUCACCCCUGCUCUUAGCAAAAUGUGUCCCAAAAUGUUGUCUAAAAUAAAGCUCUGGCUUUAUUUUAGAGGAGAGGAGUUUGGGUUGUGUGCAUUAUUGCUUCUUGGAUUUUAGGAGAGAGUUUCAAGCAGCAUAAGCAGUCCUUAAACUCCUGAGACUAAACAGGAACUGAUUUUUCUCUUGAUUUUCCAAGCUGAUGUUGACUGUUGGACUCUGAACUGUGGCUGAAUGUGUUGAUGAUGUUUACUGUCUUAGCAGAUAACAUCUGUCCACCUGUAAGGGACAUGAAACACCCCACAUGUGACCAAACUUUCUAACAUUGACACUAUUCAUUGGGAUGUAACAUUUUUUUCUCCUGAAAUUCAGUAUAUUGUUGCAGAUGGAUAAUGACACUGUGACAGAGGAAGAGCAGCUGACCUGUAAAACACAGCUCUGCUGAGCAACACUUAUUGACAAUUUUGAUAUCUUGAACUGAUUCUUUGUACCAAACCAGCUGGUAACUAACAUUAGGCUUACCUGUAUCAGCAUAUCUUGUUUUGCAAAGCUUUGAAAUAUCUAAUGUAUUUCAUUUGUUAUUCAUGCUGCAGUCAAGCACUAAUUUGAGUCUUUAUAGUUAAAAUUAUUAAAGAAUUUUGUUUUAAA